Molecule: messenger RNA, 6960 nt
Organism: Lineus longissimus
Lineage: Eukaryota; Metazoa; Nemertea; Pilidiophora; Heteronemertea; Lineidae
Product: sterol regulatory element-binding protein cleavage-activating protein-like
Exons: 21
Coding region: 230-4366 (1378 amino acids)
Biological process (GO): regulation of cholesterol biosynthetic process; SREBP signaling pathway
Cellular component (GO): SREBP-SCAP complex; Golgi membrane; endoplasmic reticulum membrane
Molecular function (GO): sterol binding; protein binding
Source: RefSeq, a predicted model, not a curated record
UCGAGAAAUGACUAAUAUCUUAUAACUGGACAGAAUAACUGUAUUUUGACCUCUUAAUGAUCCUUAUUUGUAGUUUCAUUGAGCUCUGAAUUAUUGUUCUAUCAUUCCUUAAUUCGAAAAUAUCAAGUUGGCAACUGGUCACUCUUUUGGAAGACAGAAUAAAUGGAGAGUAUCAUGUAGUAAUAGAAGAGCUUUGUUGACAAGUGUGAGAAGAGGCUGACGCAGCUGCAUGAUGAAACCGUGGUUCAAGGAGAAGAUAUGUGACAUCUACUACACCCAUGGUCUGUUCUGCGCCAGUCAUCCUUAUAUCAUCAUCACUAUCGCCCUCAGCUUCGUUUGUCUGUGUUGCUACCCACUGACAAACCUGCCAUAUCCAGGCAAUGCCCCGCUGCAGUUUGAGACACCCGUCCAGGGCUACGUGAUUCCGACGAAGCAGUCUCCAUUGCCAGGGCGACGCGGAAAUAAUGGCAAUCCAAACAAAAAUCCGCUGUGGUAUUCAGGACCAUCACUCGGUUAUGUACAACAAAUUGUUGUCAAGGCAACUGUGUCUCCAUGGCAACCAAAUAACUUGAUACCAUCAGAUGCCUUCAGGGGCCCACUCUCUAAGAUCUUUGACAUUUUGGACCUAAUCGAUGAGUUUCAAUACCAUGACGGAGACAAGGUGUACAGUGUCCAUGACCUUUGCUACCAGGUGCACGAGACAACCACGAGGAAAGGGGUGAAGGGACUGCUGCCAGAGUACAACUGCCUGGUCGUAUCGCCGGUCGGCCUAUGGGGCAGGGAUCGCAAAAGGUUCAAGGAAGACAGUGAGCUCAUAAAGACUUUGUAUCAAACUGCCUGGCAUUCUCUGGAUAUCAGCCCUCUAUUAAAAGAUAUCUUGUUUGGUGUGCCGUGGAAAGAGACCGGCGUGUCGCGCUUUUUCUUCCGAAACCGCCAACGUAUUGUCUCCUUUGCCGUGACCAUCGUCUAUAAGACUUACAAUGAGGGGUUCGUGAGGGCUCUCAGGGAGAAGUUAGAGGGUGUUUACCCAGCGCACAAGGCCAACUCGAACUCAAGCCAGGCUGGCAACAUGGUGCAUAUCUACUACAAAGAUGUCAACUACUUCGUGGAAUAUACGCCCCUACUUGUCACAUACGUGGUGCUGUUUUUAUACAUACUUUUCUCAGUCCGUAAAAUCGAGAUGGUGAAAUCAAAAUGGGGCUUGGCGCUGAGUGCAGUGGCAACAGUCGUGGCCUCACUCUUUAUGUCCAUUGGAAUUUGUACAUUCUUUGGACUCCAGCCAAUUUUACUUGGCUCUGAGAUAUUCGAAGUCUUCCCCUACUUAGUGGUAAUCGUAGGCCUUGAAAACGUCCUGGUGCUGACGAAAUCUGUAGUCUCGACGCCCGCAACGCUGUCAGUCAAGGAAAGAGUUGCUCGAGGAUUAUACAAAGAGGGAUGGUCGAUCACCAAAAACCUUGUGACGGAACUGCUCAUUCUCCUGGUCGGGUUCUUCACAUUCGUCCCAGCGAUUCAGGAGUUCUGCCUAUUUGCUGUCGUUGGUUUGCUCUCAGAUUUCUACCUGCAAAUGCUCUUCUUUUCCACGGUUCUCUCCAUUGACAUUCGACGUAUGGAGCUGAGUGAAACAUUACGGCCCAUUGAAGAGAACCAGGAGGAGACCGCUGACAUGCCCAAGCCGAAUUCUCUCCUAGGAUGCCCCAAGAAGAGUCUUAUCAACUACUUCUUCGGGUCAACGCGUCCACGCGGUCACCGGUCGCACUGGCCUACACACCCCACGGGCUCACCACCGCAUUCGCACAGGAAUUCUAUGAGUGAAGAUUUCAUUCCUAAACGGCAGAAACCGAAGCGGUUGAGGGUGCUAUACUUCCUUGGAGACAACCGGGUGGCUCAGAGACUGCUCAUGAUAUGCACAGUGAUCUGGAUUGCCCUGAUAGUCUACAAGACAGGUCUUGCAGAACACGUCAUCCGCGUGACGCUGAACGGCACCGCUAUGGUGCCGGAACCGGAGUAUUACGGCGCACCAGUAAUCUUGGACGCCCCCAAUGGUGAUAAGGAGACCCUCGUAAAGGGUACGAUGAACGCCAAGGGGACAGAGACGCAUGCCGUGUCAGCCAUGUUGGAACACGAUGACAUGGAACACUGGAAAAAAUUGUCCAACUCGCACUGGCCGUCGUUGUUUGGUUUCUAUAAUAUAUCAUUAUUGAGACGAUAUUUCAGUCUCCUACCAUCGACGCAUCUCUCCAUCAUCAUCGAUCCAAAAGAUGCCAUCGCGCUACGCAACCCCGCCGAAAGCAAACAAGCCGCCAUGACAGAGAACAGACUCGAGCACCCAGAAUAUUUCUACUCAGGUGCUUUCUCCAACAUUGAUCUCAAAGGGGAAAAGCUGAUUGAACAAGCACAGUAUCUUCAUAAGAAGUUUUAUCCCCAAUCGCGAAAAGAGUUCCUCCUGACGGUUUCCCUCGCCCUUGCGAGUGCUAUUGUGGUAGUUUACUUCAUGACGUUGUGUUACGGUUGUAUGUGUUCGAGGAAUUAUCCUAAGAUGCGUCGGAAUAUGAAUCGAUUGUUCGAGCCGAUGAUGAGGCGAAGCUCCACCGGGUACAAGAAGAUCAUCAAGGAGACGGUGCCGCUGGUCUUGGCCGGGCAUCAGCAGGAGGUCGAGUGCAUGGAAGUUGACGGACCGUUUGUUAUCAGUACUUGUCUCGGCGGCGAGAUCAGGGUCUGGGACUCGAAUUCGGGAGAUUGUCUCACAGCUAUUCACAGGAAAGGAAUGAUGCCGCCUCAUAUGGAGAGAAAGCCAUGUCCAGGACGAAACAUCAAUGAUAGUGAGUCGGAUCUUUACGACGAGUUCCACGGAACGAACUCGCCAUCUGUCGACAGUAGCCCCGACAACUCCCAGAUUGACAUUCAUAAACGUAACGUCCAUGAUCAGAAACUCUCGUCCCCAGGUGAUCGCAAACCUGGACAUAAUCGCUGUGCAUCAACAGGGACAAAAAAUAUCAACAAGUUCGAAUUCGUGCCAGAUUUGAGUAGUACUGUUCAGACAGAUUUCAGUGCCAUAGCAAAAUCUCGACCCGAGUCAAAUCGAGCAACUUCUUUAGACGAUUUACAACAUUUAAAGGAGCACGGUUAUGAUUUCGGUUCGAAGUUUGAUCCGCAUUUCCAACAGCAGAGGGAGUUAGUUGCCGAGAGUCGUGAGUAUGAGGAACAAAAAGAGAUGAAACGUCAGCGGGCAAGGACGGAUGUUGCUCAAGUCAUGGAGGAGAAUGAACGCGAGGCAACUGAAAGGACGAGAAGUUACAGUACAGGUGACCAGCCCUCAACUGUUCAUUAUGAUGCCACGCGUCACGAGAGUGAGUUUGUCAACAAGGAGGCACCCCCUAUCUGGUGUCUAGCGUGCAGGGAUAAUCUGAUCGUGGUUGGUUGUGGCAAUGGGAGAAUCGAGUUCUGGGAUGCGUUAGAAGGCAAGCUGAAAUGCCUCUAUGCCAGCAGUACAUCCGGUGUAACAGGACUUUGCUUCGUUGCCAAAAAGAUCAUCGCAGCCCGCAUGAGCGGUAUCAUAGAUUUCCUCGAGUUGGAGACGUUCUCAUCCACCCCAAUUCAACCGGCACCGCCGCCAAAUAACAGUGGAUCAUCACAAAAAAUAUUCAAUCGAGGUCAUUUUCGAAUGGGCAGUGGGCAUAGAUUUAGCGCGGACUUCAGUCAUUGUUGGAACGACAUCAUUCAUUGUACUUUACACACUUCGAUCAGAGCCCAUCAGCUGCCCAUCACCAGUCUUCAGUCAGAGUGCGGGAGAGUGGUGUCGGCCAGUCAGGAUCAUACUCUCAAGGUGUUUCGAAUUGAAGAAUGCCUGUGUUUAUAUACAUUACAUGGCCACAUGGGAUGCAUCACUGCACUAGAGUUGGAUAAGAGUGAGCCGUUAGGAGCUGCCAGCGGUGAUGAAAAUGGUAGCAUUCGUCUGUGGGAGUUGUUAACCGGGAAGUGCAUUCAUAAAAUGUCUGGCCAUAGUUCUGCAGUGACUGGGCUGGCUUGUACCCCUUCCUAUAUUGUAAGCACUGGCUUGGACGAGAGGCUGUGUGUCUGGCAGAGAAGUAAAGGAACUUUGAUGUAUAACUUGGAACUGGGCCCCGGUGGAUUCUCCAGCCUCUCCAUGUUGACGAGCAAGCUGAUGGUGGGUGGCAGCCACGGCGGCAUAGAACUUUACGACAUAUCAAGAGGUCAACUCGUGCGAUCCGUCCAAUUCUUUGCCGACCUUGAACACUCGUCAUUUGUACAACAUUUACGGACUGUCAAUCACUCUGUGGUGAUCUGUGACUAUGGAAACCAAUUGCGCAUUACGCACUUUCCCCAGGUAUUGGAGAAGGUGGAAUAACAGCAGUUGUUGACAUCAACGGUCAGAGAUGCCAACCCCCUCUGGAAGACUGGCAACUUCUCCAUUUUGGAGCCGAUGUGAAGAUUUUUUUCACUGUGCAUUUGACGAAUUUUCCUACAUUCUCCCUGCUUGUUUAAAGGUCUACGCGGUUUGUUAAAAAUUUUGAAUUUGUAAUUGAAUUGUAAUUCAAUUUGUAUUUGUGAAAAUACACUCUAAAUAUAAAUUUCAACAUUGCCGUUGUGUAGACUGAUAUACAAAUACUUUGAAUAGCAAGUUUGAACAAAUUUGUAUUCACAAUAACUGCAUUAGGCAUUGUGUAUUGGUGGAUUUCUUUUUAACUGGCUCACAAGUAAUUACGAACGGCGUACCCCUUUAAGAGUCAUCAUCCUCAUGUCCUGCUGCAGAGCAGUCAUUAGGGCGACCCUGUGCUUUUAAUGAUGCGGCACCACACGAUUCUGUCCUCAGCGAGGCAGAUCGUGUCAUUGUUUAAGAACAUCCCCCAGGGUAGUCAGAGGAAGUUAAAUUGAAUUUCCAUAAACCUCCCAAUUUUAUUUCUUUGACCUCGUUCGUUUUUAAUCGAGGAGGUUAGCAACUCUGAACCAUAUGUCAACUAGAAUACAACAACAUUCCGUAAACUCCUUUAUUUUUGCAGGCCUAAUACUUCGGUCAUUUCUGACAAGUAAAUAAGGUAAAAUAAUGUUUUUAUAUAAAAGUGAUGAAUAUUGUUGGCAUCCUGUUGGUAUUGAUCAAAUGGUUGUCUCUUUGUUUACAGUUUAAAUUCAUAGAAAACAAAUGAAAGUGAAUUCCGAAAAAAAAGUGAAAUAAUUUGCUUCGGGAUGUAAAUAUAAAAGAGUUUACAGUUCUCCAUAAUUCUGUCGCAUAUUUUCCAACAAUGCAUUUUCAAGCGAAUGUACAUGUACAUGUAUGUAUGCAUGGUCUAUAUUUGAGUGGAACCUGCAGUAGUUGGCUCGCCCACUUUGGGUACUAGUGCUUGUACCAAGAUUCGAAUUUGUCCCCCGAAAGGAGGGAAGGCGUUCUUUUUUUAUCUCGCCACAAGCAGGUGAAAAAGGCAUUCUUUUACACAAAAAACUGUCCUUAUCUGUUAGAACUGACUUUGUCAAGGAAAAGUGAGAUAAAACCUAGAUAAUUCUAUUACGAAGUAGAUAAAAUGCACAUGCACAUCUCCUAUAGGGUUAUGAUGGUACAAUGUGCAUCAUACAACCACACUUUCUCUUCAACCUUGUAAAUUUCAUUAGAUCCAGGGUUUCUGCCAGAGGGGAAAAUGGAUAAAACUGCAUGCCCAAAAAAUUCCAGGGUAAAGGUAUGUCCCUGAAGAAAAUCAGUCGGAAAAAAAAUCAAUUUUACUAUUUUCCUGGUGAAGAUCGACAUCUAUUCCUUACUGUUGCCAAGAAACUCAAAGCAUUCAUUGUUGUAUUGUGUGAUCACACCUUUGUAUAAUGUGGGACCAGGUUAUUGAAUUGAGUAUGCUCAUGAACUUGGGGGCUUUCCGACUUCUCCCCGGAGCGUUUGGUCUCUGUUGCAGAGAUAUUAGGGUGUUUCCGCAUCGCUUACGAUUACGAUUACGAUUUUAAAGUCGUAAUCGUAAUACUCUCAAAACCGGCAUGAAACAGAAAUUUUGUUUCCGCAUUCACACCAACGACUUGGUGUACUGUAGUAUAGGCCCUAUACUCUGCUCUCAUGCUCUGGGUGCACUUUUCUCGGCACUAAAACAUGAUCAAAAUCGCCGUUGAUCACAUUAAAUGCAGUACCUAUGUUUGACAGAUAUGUUCUAAAGUAUUCUUCAAUGAAUAUUUCACCUUGAAUUUGAUAUGUAGCGUGGAAAAUAAGCUUUUCGCUAAUCCAUGUAAUCGUUUUUCGACUUACGAAGGUCAGCCGGAAUCCUCGUAAGAACGAGACGAAAGUACCAUCGACGAUUUCGCUGGGGAUGACGUAGAACCAAAAAUCGAUUACGUCAAACACAAAUCGUAAUCGUAAGCAAUGCGGAAACUCGCUAACGCCGCGGAAAAUGCAUGACGACCCCUAGCUCACUUUUUGGGAUUGAUUGUAUUCAUAAGGAAGAAUUUGAGGCUGCAAUAGACUUGUUUAUACUCAUUUGCCAUGUGUUGGUUAAAGGGGGACUAUGGGCAGGAGGAGCGGGAUUCAAUUGGCCACCUUCGGGCGCCUAAUAUACACAGUCACGGCACUGGGUCAUGUUAGAUUCAGCUCUCAAUACAGUAAAACCUCUCUAUUAAGGAUACCCUUGGGACUGACAAGUUCUGUCCUUAAUAGAGACGAUGAUGCUUUCAAACUCAUGAUGUAAUUUUGCUUCUGAAUCAAAAUCAUAUUCAGGUUUUAUUUGCAAAUAUCCUGCAAGAAAGAAGUCCUUGCAUCUUUGUAUUUGUUAUGUCACAUCAGCCUCUUUAGAGAGUUGAUAGGUUUCUGGAUGCAGGUGAAUGACAUCAUUUUGUAACAUAACAAAGAUAUCCAUCUCGUUGUUUUUUAUGUCUUGAUAAAAACAAUUUAUUACAAAUGCUGUUUAUUUUUGGUUCAACUGAAUCAUGUAGACUGUUGUAAAUAAAUAGAUUUUUAUUGAA